This is a messenger RNA of Laetiporus sulphureus 93-53, 927 nucleotides long. RefSeq lists its product as uncharacterized. The coding region runs from base 1 to 927 and encodes 308 amino acids. The record is from RefSeq and is a predicted model, not a curated record. The transcript has 3 exons. Lineage: Eukaryota; Fungi; Basidiomycota; Agaricomycetes; Polyporales; Laetiporaceae.
AUGGCGUGUUUGCACGCCGUGUCACUCGUUCGCCGCCACCGCAUUCCCCGCACGGAAUGCGACGACUCCACCGCGUACGGCCACACUAUCAUCGCCGUCAACGUAGCGUCACGAACGCGUGCACGUCUACAAGGCCGGCCCACUGUCGCCAGCGGUGCCGCAGCAGGAGGGCGAUGCAGGGAUCUCACGGAGCGCGUAGGUGGGGAGAGCGGACGUAGGGCGGGUAGGAACGCUACAUCAGCGUCCUCCCUGCCUCUCGUUCGACCACCCCAACGCGCUCUUCUGACCUCGAAGACCCACGCGCGAACCCAUGCGAGGCAACUUGCUGCAGCUCUUCCCGCCCUUCUGCGGCGUCCUCCAUUCGCCAUCGCCAUCCUCCUCAUCCUCAACCACACACGUCCACCACAUACGGCCGGCCACGCCCUCCUCGCCGUCAACAUAGCCUCACGAACGCGCGCACGUCUGCAAGACAGGGCCACCGUCGUCAGUGGCGCCGUAGCAGGAGGGCGAGUCGGGGGAUGUUAUGGAGCGCGUAGGUGGGCGAGAGCGGACGUAGGCGGGGUCGUUUGCACACACCAGUUUCGUCGUCCUCCCUCUCGUUUGACCACCCCAGCGGGUUCUAUCGGCCUUGAGGACCUGCGCGCACGCCCGUCUGGGCCUCGAACGUCUUCGCGCCCUUGUACAGCCAACCGGUGCGCGGGCGCUCGCUUCCCUCACCACCACGGCGUGUCAUUCGUUCGCCGCUGCCAUAUCCCCUGCACCCAACGAGACGAGUCCACUGCGUAUGGCCAUGCUUUCCUCGCCCUCAACAUGCCACACGAACGCGGGGUCGUCUGCAAGACAUUGCCACCGUCGUUAGCAGCGCCACAGCAGGAGGGCGAGUCCUUCGUGAUCAGGGAGCGCGUAGGUGGGCCAGAGCGAACGUAG